AUGUUUCGAGAUCUUCGAGGGCCAGCCCUUCCAUGGGCCAUUACCCUUUCUUCUGCGAGUUGUUAUCUGCUCUUCGGUUAUGACCAGGGCGUGAUCGGAGGUCUCCUCGGCAUCGAGAGCUUUCUCAGUGCUAUCGGCUAUCCUAAUUCAAGCUAUCUUGGAACCAUUGCCGCUCUUUACGACAUUGGCUGUCUUGUGGGCUGUCUAGUUGCGGCAAUCUGGGGCAAUAAGAUGGGAAGACGCAGUACCAUCUUCUGGGGUUGCAGCAUCAUGGUCGUAGGAGCCAUCAUUCAAACGACGACCUACAGUGCUGGUCAGCUCAUUGCAGGCAGACUCAUCUCUGGUGUUGGAAAUGGCAUGAAUACGUCGACAAUUCCCGUCUACGUCUCUGAAACCACGCGCAGUCAUCGCCGUGGCCGGAUGGUCGCUACUCAACUUUCCAUUGUCAUUUUCGGCAUCGUUAUUGCAUAUUGGAUUGACUAUGGAACCACCAAGAACCUCACGGGAGAGGUUGUUUGGCGUUUCCCCAUCGCCUUUCAAAUACUUUUUGCGUUGAUCACAAUGGCAACGAUUCCGUUCCUGCCUGAAACGCCACGAUGGCUAUAUUCCCACGGCCAAAAAGCGGAAGCAGUCACCGUCCUAUCACGUCUAAUGAAUUGUACAGAGAGUGACCAGGACGUUCUUUUUAUCAAGAACGAAAUGGAAGAAGCCUUGAAACUGGAAGAAAGUCAACCCCCCAUGACUCUGAAGGGUCUACUUAACGAUAAGAGCGACAUCAAACCGAUGCGCCGACUUGUUUUAUGCUUCAUGGUGCAAAUGUUGCAGCAAUUUACCGGCAUUAAUGUUGUCGCCAUCCUCAUAACGAUUGUGUUGGAAAACAAUCUUGGCUACAGUACCAGCAAGGCCAGUUUGGUGGCAGGUUUUAUUCAAGUGGCAUUUUGGGUCGGCACGCUUCCCCCUAUCGUUUAUAUUGACAAAGUCGGACGUCGACCGGUUCUUUUGGCCGGAUCUGUGGUCCUUCUUCUGACUUUGGUGCUGUUCACCGUCGGAAUUGCAGUCGACACUUCGGCAUCAAACAACCUCGCUUUGGCCAUGCUGAUCAUCUACCAAAUUGCCUUUGGAAUGUCUUGGAAUGCAAUUCCAUGGAUUUACGCUCCAGAAAUUACGCCCUUGAAUCUGAGGCAUGUGGGAGCUGCCAUCGGUCCAUUUUCGGAAUGGCUGUGGACUUUUGUCAUUGUUCAGAUGGGUCCAACCGCCAUUGCACACACUCAAUGGCGGAUUUGGCUUCUUUUUAUUCUGAUGACUGCGCUGAGUAUUCCGGCUGUUUACUUUUACUUUCCCGAGACCAGUAUGAAGACUCUGGAAGAACUUGAUUAUAUCUUUGCAGAAGGAGAUGCUCGUCAACGACUUCAUGAUCAAUUUGAAGCGGCUGGUCGUCGAGCUUCAACGGCUUCUAAAGGAGUGCCAGAGGAAAUCAAAGUAAUUGGUGAAGAAAAGGCACAGUACAUCGAUGGUACUGUGACAUAG
Fonsecaea pedrosoi CBS 271.37 is the source of this 1527-nucleotide messenger RNA. RefSeq lists its product as uncharacterized. The coding region runs from base 1 to 1527 and encodes 508 amino acids. Gene Ontology annotation, cellular component: membrane. Lineage: Eukaryota; Fungi; Ascomycota; Eurotiomycetes; Chaetothyriales; Herpotrichiellaceae. Gene Ontology annotation, molecular function: carbohydrate:proton symporter activity. The transcript is spliced from 9 exons. Gene Ontology annotation, biological process: carbohydrate transport; transmembrane transport. The record is from RefSeq and is a predicted model, not a curated record.